This is a messenger RNA of Hemisphaericaspora subhashii, 2784 nucleotides long. It is a transcript of the gene EPL1, whose product is annotated as Epl1p. Gene Ontology annotation, biological process: regulation of transcription by RNA polymerase II. Bases 1 to 2784 code for a protein of 927 amino acids. Gene Ontology annotation, cellular component: piccolo histone acetyltransferase complex. The transcript has a single exon. The record is from RefSeq and is a predicted model, not a curated record. NCBI's taxonomy places the organism in Eukaryota, Fungi, Ascomycota, Pichiomycetes, Serinales, Debaryomycetaceae.
AUGGCAAUACUACCAGCAAAAACCCAAAGUAAAGCUGCCAAACAACAUGCUACCGGUGCACGAUUCCGACAGCGGAAAAUAUCAGUUAAACAACCAUUGACAAUAUAUAAACAACGCGAUUUACCUUCCCUAGACAAUGAAUUGGAACCAAGUCAAGUACAUCAUUUAAGUGCAUCUUCAAACGGAACACAACCACCACGAGAUUUACAUUCUAUAGAAACUGGGGUUGAUAAAAAUGAAGAAGAUGAAGUCCAUUUACAACAAGUCAUCAAUGCUGCCCAGAAAGCAUUAAUGGGCUCAAAGACUUCAGGUGAUGAUUCUUCUUCUAAAAAAGAAGAUAUACCCGUGAAUGUAUAUAUCCCAACACCAGAUGCAUCAAGAUUAUGGCCAGAAGCUCAUAAAUAUUAUAAUGAUCAGAAAUUUAAAGAACCAAAAUCUAAUAUAAAGUUCAGUGCAACAGUAGAGGAUACUGUUGGUGUUGAAUAUAAUAUGGAUGAAAUAGAUGAAGAAUUCUUUAAAGAUGUAUUGACGAAAUCUUAUCCAAAAGUUCCCAAUGCAAAAAAGAAUAAACUGGAUGAAAAUACCAGGAAAUGUACAGAACUAGAAUUUGAAACUAUUUGUGAUCGAUUGGAAAAAACUAUAGAAUCGAGACAACCAUUCUUAUCGAUGGAUCCAACCAAUAUUUUGUCUUAUGAAGAAUUAUCCACAUAUAUAAUAGAUCAAUUUAAAAAUUCAGCAAAGACAAGUAAUCCAUAUGUUGUUUCUAAUGGUGGUAAUAUUGAAUAUCUUUCUACAACUACCUUGAAAGAACGAUUAUCCAAAGAAUUGAAUUAUGAACCAUUUGUCACAUUAUUUGAUAAAAACCCAUUGGCAGGUGAAUCCCCAACAACUUCAGUAAGACCAAUACCGAAAUUAUUUGAAUUGUUUGGUAAACCAAUCUAUGAGCAUUGGAAAGAAAGAAAGAUUGAACGAAAGGGGAAAUCAAUUCAACCAAUGCUUAAAUUUGAAGAUCCUAAUGCUAAUGAAAAAGAUAACGAUAGUGAUCCAUAUGUUUGUUUCAGAAGACGUGAAUUUAGACAAGCUCGUAAAACAAGACGUGCAGAUACUUUGGGUGCAGAACGUAUAAGAAUGCUUCAAAAAUCAUUGCAUAGAGCUCGUGAUUUAGUCAUGUGUGUAAAUAAACGUGAACUUUUAAAGUUGGAAAAUUUGGAAUCAGAAAUUGAAAUCUUUAAAUUACGUUGUGAAGGUAAGAAUUUGAAACGUGCUGUUGGUAUUAAAGGUGAUGAUUAUUUAUAUUAUCCUCACAAAAGAAAGAAGAUUGUCAAACCAAAAGAAGACGAAGAAGAAAAGGAAAUCAAAAGAAAGGAAAGGAGAAAGCAAGAAGCCAAUGCGGCUGCUGCAGCUGCUGCUCCUGCUGCUGUUUCCAAAGACAAACCACAAUCUGUACAACAACAAGCUCAAGAUGCUACUUCUACCAGUCAAGCAUAUGUCAAAUUACCACCUUCUAAGAUUCCAGAUAUGGAACUUGUUACUGUUUCAUUGGUAUUGAAAGAAAAGAAUGAAACUAUUAAACGAGCAGUAUUGGAAAAAUUACGGAAAAGAAAAGAACAAGACAAAGGAUUUGUUAAUCUUACUAAUGACCCAUAUGAACCUCAUUUUGAUAUUUCUACAAAUAAUAAUGCUACCGAAUUAAGUCAUAUUCCUUAUUCAUCUAUUGCUGCCACUAAUUUCCAUCAAAUCAAUACCUCAAAUUAUAUUGGUGAACAUUUGAAGAAAUUAUUAGAAGAAGGAAAACCAUUACCUGGUGUUCGAACAUUCAGAGGUUCCAAUGGUGAAUUAAUUCCAACUAAAGCAUUCCCCCAUCUUCUGACAUUAUUACAAGAGAGUAUUGAUAGUAGUAAAUAUAACUCAUCAAGUUAUAUUGCUCAGCUAUUACAAAAUAUAGAAACUAAUAAUUUUAAUGCUUAUAAUAAUGGAUAUGGAUAUCAACAAAGACGACAACGUACUAAUGAAUUUGAUGAAGAAGACAAAUUAUCAGAUCCAAUUGCAAGGUUGCGUAAGAGAGCUUCAAGAAAUAAUCGAGUUUUCAUUGAUAGAAGAGGAUUGAUUUCUAGACCUGAUGAUGUUUUAGAUGAAUUUAUGAGUUUUUCCGAUGAAGAAAAUGAAGAAGGGAAAUCAAAAAUCCCAAAUGUUUAUGAUUGUAGAAGAGAUGUUGUCAAGAGAUUGGAUUCCAAUUGGCUGUUUGAUAAUGAUUUAUCCGAUUAUCAAAAUGGUGCUAUUGAACCAUUCAGUUUAGAUCCUUCAAAACUUAAUUGCAUAAGUGAUGAGACUCAAUCAAUACGCUUUGGUUCUAUGUUAUUGUCUAAAUCUUAUGGUUUAUUGAAAGAAUCUGUACAACAAAAGCAACAACUAUAUAUGCAACAAGCCAGAAUGAGAGCUUUACAACAGCAACAAUUGGCAAAUAAACAACAAGCUCAAGCUGAACAACAAGCUCAAAUUCAACAAUUGCAACAACAAAAAGAUCAACAACCACUGCCACAGGGACCAGUUAAACAGAAGCUGAAUAAUCAAACCCCUCGUCUGGGACAAAAACAACGACCAAUAUCUCCAAGUGCAUCCAGACCAGUUUCCAAUAAUGGUCCAAAUAAAUCAUCUCCUUCAGUCAGUCAAACACCAUCUCAAACCAGUUCAAAUUCAACUCGUCCUCAUUCGGUUAAUAAUAAUAAUUUGACAAAUAGAAAAAUACCAAUUGCUACUCCAAAAGAAGCCAAUCCGGUGGGUUAA